GUGGGUCCUCUCCUCCCUCUCCCGUCGGGACCGUGGCGGCUGCAGGCGCCAUUGCCAUCUUCCCCUAGCUGCGGGAGGGGUCACAGGUCAGGGUUCCUAGAUCGUCGGGUGGAGUCGGGCCGAGGUCUCCAGCCUGGAGCUACGCGGGAGGGGGAGGCCCAGGGAACCGCGGGGCAACAAGCUGAGCGGGCUACGGAGCCCCAAGCCCCUCUCUCUGAGAGCCCGGGCUCCGUCCCCGCGCUGCCCUCCGCCCGGCCCUGGCCCGACGCCGUUGUAGGGGCUUGCACUCCCGGGGAGGGGUACAGGCUGCGGCGCGAGACCGUGUCCGCUCGCCGCGCCCCUGAGGGGGCCGGGAGUGUGACCGGAGCAGGAUGGAGGCGGGUGCGCGCGCGGGCGGCGGUGGCGGAUCCUCCGGAGGCUCCGCGGCGGCGGUGGCGGCGGCGCAGUCCCGCGAGUACAAGCUGGUGAUGCUGGGCGCCGGGGGCGUGGGCAAGAGCGCCAUGACCAUGCAGUUCAUCAGCCAUCGAUUCCCAGAGGAUCACGACCCCACCAUCGAAGAUGCAUAUAAAAUCCGAAUUCGUAUCGAUGAUGAACCUGCCAAUCUUGAUAUAUUGGAUACAGCUGGACAGGCAGAGUUCACAGCUAUGAGGGACCAAUACAUGAGGGCAGGAGAAGGAUUUAUCAUUUGUUAUUCUAUCACGGAUCGUCGAAGUUUCCAUGAAGUUCGAGAAUUUAAGCAACUGAUCUAUCGAGUUCGGCGGACAGAUGACACACCUGUAGUGCUGGUGGGAAACAAGUCUGACCUGAGACAGCUGCGCCAAGUCACCAAAGAGGAGGGCAUAGCUUUGGCCCGUGAAUUCAGUUGCCCAUUUUUUGAAACUUCAGCUGCCUACCGGUACUAUAUCGAUGAUGUGUUCCAUGCCCUCGUGAGGGAGAUCCGUAGGAAGGAAAAGGAGGCAGUGCUGGCCAUGGAGAAGAAGUCCAAACCCAAAAGCAGUGUGUGGAAAAGACUGAAAUCACCUUUCCGAAAGAAAAAAGAUUCAGUAACUUGAAGGAACAAAUGAAAAUGUUUGUACCUGUGAACUGCAGCACGUGACCAGGGCAGGCUGACCUGUGUGAGCGUGCAGAGCUUGCUCUUCCUCCUGUUUGGACCAUUGUUUUUAAAUAAGGCAGAGAUGAAGGGAACAGACCUACUGGGGUUUUCCAAGGAGGUGGUAUUUAGAGUAAUGUCUUUUCAUACUUAGGAGCCCAGUGGGACAGUGCCUCCAUUUUUGUUUUAAAUCGUCACUUUUGAGUUUAACCCAUAAGUACUCUGAACUCGCCCUAGGGGGUAUGUAUCUCUCAUGGGAACUGCACCAAGCUCCCAGAAGAAAAACUUUUCUGUUGUGCAAUCUGUAUCAUCUUUCAACUUUCAGUUUCCUAGGGUUGCCCCAAAGGAGGGACCUUUGUCUUCCUGUUCUUGCUCUGCUUUCUAAAGGCAGAGCAGAAAGCCAGCCAGGAAACUUGUUAAAGUCAGUGCUAAAGAUCAUCAGAUAGCUGGGGAGCUGACUCCUGAUGCCUGCCAUGGGAUAUGAAAGGCUAGAGAUGGGGAGACCAUGAAGUGUUUGCCUGCCCUGGCUGGGAAUCGAUAGCUGAGUGAAUGGUGAGAUCCCCAGAAUGUACUAACUCAGGCCUCGGUUUCCUAAUAUAGUAUGUGCCAAAAUUGCCAUGUGGACUGGAAUAGGUGAAUACAAACAAAUCAAAUACAGUGAGAUUUCUCCUGUGGUUCUAAUUUACCUGACUUGAACAACUUGGCAUUUCCUUAGCCUCAUUGAAGUUAAUGCUAUAGGAACCCCCAGGGGAUUGCCAAACCCUUCAUUAUAUAAAUCCCCAACUAGUUUGCCAUCCUCUUGGUUAGAAUCAUUUAAAAAAUUUUUUUCAGGGGCCUAUAGAGCAUUCACCAGCCUUAUUCGCAGUUCCUUUUGUUUUUUAAGUCCCCCAUCCCCCUCUAGAAAACAGUAACACACUUCCAUGAGGAAGAACAAGACCUAGGGAAAUGAUUUGGGGCUCUUCUUCAAACUGCCAAGACUGGGAGGUGUGUGUGUGUGCGCCUUCUGGCUAUCCAGAGCCACUAGACUUGGUGCUUUAAGAGAAAUAACUGUAACAUUUAGAUUUUACUAAGUUGUAGCUGUUAUUAAGGGGGCCAUUUCUUUACAAUUUUAAAUUCUUACAUGUUUAGUUUAUCCUUGAAUCCCCUCACAAGAACUAUCUUACCAAUGAUGAAAUGCUAUCAGUAUUGUUGAGUUCUCUGUGUUGUCAGUAUCAUUUUGACAAAAGAGCUUGGAAUAUAGAGAUGGGGUGCAGAAGUGCUGAACCCAAUUCAUUUUAGGGGUAGUGAGGUGGCCCAGUGGAUAGAGAGCCAGCCUGGAGUCAGGAGGUCCUGGGUUUAAAUCUGGCCUCUGCCACUUCCUGGCUGUGUGAUCCUGGGCAAGUCACUUAGCCCCUAGUGCCUACUCCUACUGCCUUUCUUCCUUGAAACGGAUACUUUAGUAUCAAUUCUAAGAUAGAAGGUAAGUUUUGUUUUUUUUUUAAGGUAAUUCAUAUUGUGCAGGAAAAAGCAGCUUUGACAUUGUUGGUGUUCACCUUUCUCUACUUUGACCUUUAGUAAGAUGAUUUUGUAUUUAUAUAGCACCUUCUUAAAAAUAACUAAAAUUCCCUGUUUGUUUUCCCCUUUGGGUUUUUGAAGAAAAGGGCUUGUUUUAUCUGAAUAUUGCUGCUGGAUAAACCAUGUACUGUAAUAGUCAAGACAAGCAAGAAUGCAUGACUCAUACCUAAUAUUAAGAGAAAAAUGAUUCUUGGGGUCCUUUGUGGCUUUAAAAUAGGAGGGUGAAUGUCAAACAGCACAUAUAUAUAUGUAAAUAUAUAUAUAUAUAUAUAUAUAUAUAGAGAGAGAGAGAGAGAGAGAGAAAUGAGGUAUUAUGUUGAUUAUGAAGUCAUUUAUGUCAUAACAGAAAUUAAUAACUACAAUAGCAUCCAGUUUAGCAAACCCAGUAAAAUAUGUUGUGUCAUUUCCCCUCCUCCACUUUCUAUAAGACAAAGGGGGAUUCUAUGCCAUAUAACAGGAAAAGGAAAUAGCUGGCUUCAUUUUUAAAGUUCUCCCUUUUUUUUGGCUUGUUUUUUCUUAAUUUGUGGUCAAUCGACAAGUAUUUAUUAAGCUCCUACUAUGUGCAAGGCACUGUGUCAGGUGCUGUGAGGGCUACAAAGCCAAAUAUGGCACAGUGCUGCCUUUCCUUCAAGAAAUUACUGUCAGGUAUUUAAAUUUACAAUCUAAGAAUGAAUUAGCCUGGUUAACUAAUCCUUUCUUUAUCUCAGCUCUCAGGCCUUAUUAGCCUAUCACUUUUAACAGGUAAAAGUUCAGGGCUAAACUAAAAGACAGAACUAGCCCAGUUCAUUAAAUUGUUGUACCUAGUAGGAUUUGCUUUUUGGAAAUGGGAAGGGGGCAUGUUUCAAUUUUGAAACAGUGAAAUCAACAGCAAGUCCUGGCCUCUGAUGAUCAGGAAAAAAGAAUGCUUUUCACUUAUUCACAUAUAUGAAGACAUUAAUUGUACUUGACAAAAUACAGAAUUUAAAAAAAAAGUCUUAGUGUUUGCUUUUUUUUUGGUCUACAUGUGAGUGAGUGAAAGUGCUUGGAACCAUACUAUAGCAUGGAAAAGAAGGACUUGUAUUUUGAAAGAACUUAAACCAACACUAGGGACAGUUAGGUAGAACAGUGGACAGAGAGGACUAUGCUUGGAAUCAGGAAGAGUUCAAAUGUGGCCUCACACUUACUAGCUGUGUGACCCCGAGAGUCACUUAAUCCUGUUUGCCUUAGUCUGUAAAAUGCUGGAGAAGGAAAUGGCCAACCAUUCCAGUAUCUUUGCCAAGAAAACUCCAAAUGGACUCAUGAAGAGUCAGACUUGCCCCCAAACAACAAACCAACACAAUAGUUUAUAGAAGGCCAGAUCCUGGCAUGAUACUGGGGAAAUCUGCCCAGAAUUAGAACAUGUAACGAGCAGCCUGAGAUUGUCAUUGGAGGUUUUCAGGAAGAGGCUUGGUGAUUGCCUAUCUGACUCAUGUAUGUUGCAUAGAGCACUCGUGUUCAGCCAGGGGAUGUUGGACUUCCCAUCAAUGGCUUCUGAGGUAUCUUCCAAUUCUAAUAUUGCUUGAUUGUUUACACAAAUACACAUAUACACCUUCAUUUGCUCUUUGCUCUCCCCUGCAUUCUAUUUCAGAGGAGUGCUGGAGAGAUAGAAGAGGUAGUCCUUGUCCACAAGAAACUCAUGCUCUGACAUGGAGAGAUCUGACAAAAACAUAAAAAGAGUGUAAACAGAGGUUAAAGGAUUAGUCUUGGAGUCAGGAAGAUCUGAGUUGAGGUUCUGCCCCUGACAAACUUGCUGUGUGACUGGGGACAAGUGAUUUCAACUUUGCGGUGACCCAGGCAACAUUUAAGAUGAUAAGUUAUAGAUGAGUUAUUAAUAUUCAUAUGUUCAUAGAGUUUUCCAUACAGGGAGUUCCCUAUACUCACAAAAUCACAAAUCUAGACAAAAACGUCUGUGUAUGAGGGACAGAGGAGAAUGGGGAGUGGAGACAGACAGGAGACAAAUGAAAUUUUACUAGUUAUUAUAGGAGCAGCUAGAGAGUACAGUGUUUAGAGAACCAGGCCUGGAUUCUUCACUUUCCCCACACUAAAGUACCUCCUAUCCAUUUUUCACAAAAUUUAAUUUUCUCAGCUCAUACAUAUGCAAACAAAAUUAAUGUUUAUUUUAUAUGGCACAUGUCUUGAAUGCUAAGAAUAACAUUGGUAAAUAAUUUAUACUGGCUUUAUGGCUUUAAUGUUCCCCAGGUAGGUUUUUUUAAGUUCAAGGACUUUGUACAAACUCUUCUCAUGAAGUUUCUCCAUAAAGUGUUUGUGAUAAUUGCUCCUUGUAAUUUUUUUCUUUUUUUUUUAAACACUUACCUUCUGUCUUUGAAUUUAUAUCAAUUCCAAGACAAAAGAACUGGUAACAGCUAAACAGUGGAGGUUAAGUGACUUGCCCAGGGUCACACAGCAAGGAAAUGUAAGAGGCCAUAUUUGAACCCAGGGCCUCUUGACCUGGUCCUCCAUUCACUCUGCUCCCUAUCUGCCCCCAUGUAGUUCUUUUUCAACCACUUUCCAAGAUUGAUAUUUUUUCUUUGUAACAACCAUAAUGGAAGUUUUCAACUUCAAACAAAUAAAAUGUGAAUAGUAAUAAAAUUUAUAUUGUUUUGCAUAUA
Molecule: messenger RNA, 5271 nt
Organism: Monodelphis domestica (gray short-tailed opossum)
Lineage: Eukaryota; Metazoa; Chordata; Mammalia; Didelphimorphia; Didelphidae
Gene: RIT1
Product: Ras like without CAAX 1
Biological process (GO): signal transduction
Cellular component (GO): membrane
Molecular function (GO): GTPase activity; GTP binding
Source: RefSeq, a predicted model, not a curated record